CACUUUAGCUAAAGAAUUUCCUCAAACUUAUGUAAUUUAUGAUCAUUGUUUAUUAGAUUGGAAGAUUAAAAUUGAAGAAAAGUAUUUUGAACUAUAUGGAAAACCAUUUGUUGAAAUUCAUUAUGAUAAAUUUAAUGGAUCUCAAUUAUUAUUUUUUACAUUAUUAAAAAUCUUAUCUGGACAACAACAACAAUUUGAUAUAAAAAGAACUAAAGUAAUAAACUGA
Racocetra persica is the source of this 226-nucleotide messenger RNA. The record is from the annotation of a GenBank genome assembly. Lineage: Eukaryota; Fungi; Glomeromycota; Glomeromycetes; Diversisporales; Gigasporaceae.